Ochlerotatus camptorhynchus is the source of this 1584-nucleotide messenger RNA. RefSeq names its product Ornithine aminotransferase precursor (gene Oat). Gene Ontology annotation, molecular function: identical protein binding; pyridoxal phosphate binding; L-ornithine transaminase activity. Gene Ontology annotation, cellular component: cytoplasm. Lineage: Eukaryota; Metazoa; Arthropoda; Insecta; Diptera; Culicidae. The record is from RefSeq and is a predicted model, not a curated record. The transcript is spliced from 3 exons. The coding region runs from base 119 to 1543 and encodes 474 amino acids.
CGCACUGCGGUAAGGUUCAUCCCUGCGUACAUUUGACCAGUUGAGAAAUCAGUGCACUUUAACUUGAUCCAGUAGUGAAUUCAAUUUUGGUGUUUGACAAGUUUUAUUCAAAGUGAAAAUGAUCAAGAGUGUGGAACGGGCACAGAUGCUGAAGCAGCUGAGCAAACUGCUGCUGGCAUCCAGCGCUGGAAUGCAGGCCGUGCAGGUUCCGACGCGGUGCAGAGCCGCUGUGCAGAAGCGACUGUCGUCGUCGUUCGCAAAUCAAACUGUCAACAUGUCCUCCACGGUAACCGCCCCGAAGACCAAGGAGCUUCAGAAUGGCCCUGGCCCGGCAUCGCAGCAGGUAUUCGACCGAGAGGACAAGUUCGGAGCGCACAACUAUCACCCGAUUCCAGUGGCGCUGGAACGCGCCGAGGGAGUCUACGUAUGGGACGUCGAGGGCAAACGGUACUACGAUUUUCUCAGUGCAUACUCCGCGGUGAACCAGGGUCACUGCCAUCCGAAGAUCGUGAAAGCCCUCACCGAGCAGGCACAGGUGUUGGCACUGACCUCAAGAGCUUUCUACUCGAACGUCCUCGGAGAGUACGAAGAGUACAUCACCCAUCUGUUCGGGUACGACAAAGUCCUUCCGAUGAACACCGGUGUCGAAGGAGGGGAAACAGCAUGCAAACUUGCCCGCAAGUGGGCCUACACGGUCAAGAAGGUCCCCAAUAACAAGGCCAAGAUCAUCUUUGCCGAAGGAAACUUCUGGGGUCGUACUUUGGCAGCCAUUUCCUCGUCGAACGAUCCAUCCAGUUACGAAGGCUUUGGUCCAUUCAUGCCAGGAUUCGAACUUGUCCCCUACAAUGACACUGCUGCGCUGGAGAAGGCCCUGCAAGAUCCGAACGUUUGCGCUUUCAUGGUUGAACCAAUCCAGGGUGAGGCCGGCGUGGUUGUUCCGGAUGAAGGCUAUCUCAGAAAAGUUCGCGAACUUUGCACAAAGUACAACGUUCUCUUCAUCGCCGAUGAAGUGCAAACGGGACUUGCACGGACGGGUCGCAUGCUAGCCAUUGAUCACGAUGAAGUCAAACCGGACAUUCUGAUCCUGGGGAAGGCCCUCUCCGGUGGAAUGUACCCGGUGUCGGCAGUGUUGGCAAACGAUGAAGUGAUGCUCUGCAUCAAGCCCGGUGAGCACGGAUCGACCUAUGGUGGAAACCCUCUCGGUUGCAAAGUGGCUAUGGCUGCUCUGAAAGUAUUGGUUGAUGAAAAAUUGGCGGAAAAUGCCGAACGCAUGGGACGCAAGCUGCGGGAAUCGCUCUCGGAACUGCCAAAGGAUGUGGUUUCCGUGGUUCGGGGCAAGGGUCUGCUGAAUGCUAUUGUGAUCAAUUCCAAGUACGAUGCCUGGGAGGUUUGCCUGAGGCUGAAGGAGAACGGAUUGAUUGCUAAGCCAACGCAUGGUGACAUCAUUCGGUUUGCGCCUCCAUUGACGAUCAACGAGCAGCAAAUGGACGAGUGCUUGCGGAUUAUCAAGUCGACGAUACUGGAGUUUGCGAGGGUUAACUAAGGCAAAAUGUAGCUUUAUUAAGAUCAUCAUUUGCAUUCGGA